Andrographis paniculata is the source of this 2808-nucleotide messenger RNA. RefSeq names its product putative late blight resistance protein homolog R1B-16. The transcript has a single exon. Gene Ontology annotation, biological process: defense response to other organism. Gene Ontology annotation, molecular function: ADP binding. Bases 1 to 2808 code for a protein of 935 amino acids. Lineage: Eukaryota; Viridiplantae; Streptophyta; Magnoliopsida; Lamiales; Acanthaceae. The record is from RefSeq and is a predicted model, not a curated record.
AUGGCUGCUGCUGAGUCCUUGCUUGGAUUUGGAUUGAUCUUCCGUCUUCGUCUUCGUCUUCAUCUUCAUUUUUCCCCUCGAUCGGAAAUGGCAGCUUACGCGGCGGUGAUCUCUCUUGCCGACACUGCAUCGCGCAUCCAAACCCAUCCUCGCCUUUCCGCCGCCUUCCCCAACAACCAAAUCCAAUCCCUCCUCCACACCGCCCGAUUCCUCCACCAUUUCCUCCAAACCCAUUCCUCCGCCGCCCUCGAACCAACGAUCGCCGCCGCCGCUAGCACGGCCGAAGACCUAAUCGAAUCCCGCGCCGUCGACGAACUUUCCGGCGCCCCCCUCGCCGGCUACUGGAACAAAUUCAUCUUCUCUACCAAACUCAAAAAAGCCAUUGACCACCUAAAUUCGAUCCAGAACUCUCUGCAGAUCCACGACACAGCCGAAAUCAACGAUCAGCAGCAACAGCCGCCCCCGGUCAGAUCCGCCGCGACGAUUGCCAGAAAGUUCUCCGCUGUAGGUCUGGAUAACGACGACUUGGCGCCGAUCCUCGAUCGGCUCGUAUCGGCUCACGGCUCGGCUCGCCAGGUCAUCCCUGUCGUCGGGAUGGGCGGCAUCGGUAAGACUACCCUCGCCAAAGCUCUGUACGAAAAUCCUCUCAUCAAACACCACUUCGAUGUCCGAAUUUGGGUUCUGAUUUCUCAGAAAUUCAAUUUCAGAGAUGUCCUAAUGCAGAUUCCGGCCUGCCGGGACGCCAUUGACAAGAAGAAGCUCGAGAAAGCCGAUGAGGUCCUAAACUUGCCUCAACCACAUCUCGCCGACGGCAAUAACGACGAUGUUGUACUAACCGAUGACGAAUUAGGACAGGCAUUGCACAAGAGCUUAUUCGGUCGGCGAUAUUUCGUCGUAAUUGACGACAUGUGGAGCGCCGAUGUUUGGGAUAGCCUCCGGCGGUUCUUCCCGGAGGUCGGAGGCUCGACGGGCCGAGUAAUUGUAACUACUCGUCUCGCGAAUGUGGCGGCCGAUCUUGGCCAUUCGUCACACGAGAUGAAUUUCCUCGAUGAGGAUAAGAGUUGGAGGCUAUUUUGCGAAACCACAUUCGUCGACGACGAAGGUUUCAUUUGUCCUAUCGAGCUCGAGGCGAUUGGGCGAAAAAUUGUCGAGAAAUGUAAAGGGCUUCCUCUCACGAUCGUCGUGAUCGGAGGUCUUUUGGCGAAGUCUCGUAGGACAGUCGAGCAUUGGGGGCGCGUCGCUAGCGAUAUAAACUCGGUUUUGAAUUCCGAGGGCGACGAGCAUUUCUUGGAUAUAUUGUCGUUGAGUUAUAACCAUUUGCCCGUUCAUCUCAAGCCGUGUUUUCUUUACAUGGGAAUCUAUUUGGAGGACUCUGAAAUCCACGUGUCUCGGCUCGUCAUGCUAUGGGACGCCGAGGGGUUUUUGAAACCGGAAGAAUCUAGAAGGUUCGAAGACGUUGCGAGAGGCUACUUGAAGGAUCUUGUCGAUAGGAAUCUCGUUUUAGUCCGGAGAUGGAAGUUCGACGGCAAAAUCAAAACUUGCUACGUUCACGAUCUUUUACGAGAGUUAUGCUUAAGGGUCGCUCGGAAAGAGAAGUUUUUGCACGUCGUGAGCGAGACCGAGACCGACGAUAACUCUAUCGGCGUGAAUCGAAAACAUCGCGUCGUGAUCCAUGAGAGAAUCUCGAGUCGUCGAGAUUGUCCUCGGGUUGUACGUACAAUGGAUUCGGCGCGCGUUGUUCGAUCCCUUAUUUGCGAAGGAGGCAAGCUUCCGUUGAGGAGUAAGUUGCUGAGAGUUUUGGAAAACGUCGACCUAGAGUAUGUGCGGGAUGUUUCGAAGCAUUUGAAUCUUCGAUACAUUUCGUAUAACUGCCGGUACACUUGGAUUUUCAACCUCCCGUCGACUAUCCAUCGACUAUGGAACUUGCAGACGUUGAUUUGUCGAACGAAGUUUCUCUGCUUCGCCCCGCCGGAGAUUUGGGAGAUGCAAAAGCUCAAACAUGUCGAAUUCCACGGCAUCCAUCUCCCGGAUCCUCCUCCACGUCGCGACAUUUUGAGGAACCUACAAACGCUGUCGAAUGUGGUGAAUUUCAAGUGUGGCGAAGAGAUCGUUAGGCAAAUACCGGGCGUCAAGAAGCUGAAGAUUAGGUACGACGAAAGUCUAGUCGAAUCCACAGCGGUCGAACACUUUUGUCUCAACAAACUCGAUCAGCUUCAAACACUCGAAACUCUGUAUGUCUCAUCGUGCAUCGAUCUUGCCCGGAGACGGGAUUUGUUCCUGACUGUUGCAUUCCCGAGUUCGCUCAAGAAGCUGACAUUGAGAAGUUGCGCGCUCUGUUGGAACGAUUUGACAACGAUCGGCCCGUUGCCCUGUCUUGAAGUGCUUGUGCUCGAAGACACUGUCCGAGGAGACGAGUGGCAUCCGGUCGAGGAGCAAUUCCAGUGCCUGAAAAUGCUUGAAAUCUACGCCUGUCUCGAACUGACCUGUUGGAACGUUGACAGCUCGCAUUUUCCCGUCCUGCAGAAUCUUGACUUUGGCUACAUUCCAAGUUUGGAAGAGAUCCCUUCAGAAAUCGGAGAUAUACCGACUCUCCAAUCCGUCGAGCUCGGUUGUUGUAGCGCGAGUUUAGCCAUUUCCGUGAUGAAAAUGCUCGAGGAACAAGAGAGCUACGGGAACGAGGGCCUCCAAGUUCGAGUCGCGUUCAGCAGCGAAGGCGAACAAAAGCGCUUCUUCACUUCGCUCGACAACAAUGGGAGCUUCCGAAGCAAGAACUUUCACGUCGCCAACCGCUCUUCGUCGCAAGGUUAA